This is a messenger RNA of Leguminivora glycinivorella, 1033 nucleotides long. RefSeq names its product odorant receptor 67a-like. Lineage: Eukaryota; Metazoa; Arthropoda; Insecta; Lepidoptera; Tortricidae. Gene Ontology annotation, molecular function: olfactory receptor activity; odorant binding. Bases 50 to 871 code for a protein of 273 amino acids. The transcript is spliced from 8 exons. Gene Ontology annotation, cellular component: plasma membrane. Gene Ontology annotation, biological process: detection of chemical stimulus involved in sensory perception of smell; sensory perception of smell. The record is from RefSeq and is a predicted model, not a curated record.
UAUACCGUGCUUAUUUCUAGUGAUACAAAGUUUAUUCAAAUUAUCGAUAAUGCGCAAGAAGCAUCUCAUAAGGAGUGUUGUUUAUGAAAUUGCUGACCUGUGGCCAGAAUGGGAGGAAAACCUGGAGAAGAAAGAGAUAAUGGACUACUGGGUCUCUCGCAACAAACUGAUAUGCAAUUCAUUACUCAAGCUUACUAUAAUCGGCAUAAUAAUUUACAACGGAAUUUCCCUCGUCAUAUACUUAAUCCUGCAAAUCCUGCAUAGAGAUCCCGACUAUGUUUUCGCUUUUGCAAUGUACUAUCCGUUUGAGAUCGACUCUAUGUGGAAAUAUCUGGCGGUAUAUUUGAUGCAAAUGUUAGCAACAACAGCGAUUUACGAAGGCAGCUACCAGUCCUGCGAUAUGUUCCUAUUCUCACUAACGAUGAACGCGUGCAUGCUCUUUCGUCUUCUCCAGUACGACCUAGUGAAUAUAACUGUGGAGCACCGAGGACCAAGAGCUGAUGAGUCGCUGGAAAACCUUAAAAAUAUAGUUAGGAGACACCAAAGAAUUUUGAAAUUAGCAGGACAAAUAGAUGAAAUAUUUGGUGCUAUUUUGUUUAAUGUGAUGGUCUUCUCUUCUCUGAUUAUUUGUUUCUUUGGGUUUCUUAGUAUAAGCAGUGGAGUCGCAGAAGCCGCUUAUGGCAGCCAAUGGUACAACAGCGAUCUAAGAUUUAGGAAGAUCAUAUUUAUAAUCAUUGCAAGGUCACAAAAACCAUGCAAGUUACGAGCAAUGGGAUACGCCGAUAUAAACUUCGAGACAUUUUAUAAGAUUUGUGGCUCAACCUGGUCUUAUCUGUCAGUAGUAAAUCAAAUGUACCAAAAAACACUUUAAAAGCUGAAAUUCUACAGUUUCAACGAGUGACAAUUCUUAUUUAUUAGUAGCAAAAGUAACUUAUUACCAAGUUAGUAAUAGCCGCACACUUUCCUGUAUGUUUUGGCAUAAAGUAUACUCACAAAUUUCUAGCUUUCAGGAUUUUGAAUUAUGUAGAGCUCC